UGUUCUCUUUCAUUCCCCGCGAGAAAAAAAAAAAAAAUCAGAAAUCCACCACAAAACCCCCCCAAAUCCACCCCCAAUUCCUCCAUUUCUCAAUCCUUCUCAUCAUCUUCCCCAAAAUCCCUACCUUUUCCUCUCGAUUUCUCCAUUUUUCCAUCCAUUUGGGUUUCGAUUCAUCUCCUUUUCGUCCUCAUGCCCUAAUCCUUCAUCCUUAAUCCUUUUUUUUGGUUCCAAUUUGAGCUUUGUUGGCAAUGGCGGAGAGAUUGUGAUGGGUUUUGGAAAAGCUAGGGUUUGGUUUGCUUGUUAUCGAUGAAUCGAGAUGGAAGAUGCUAGAGAUGAGAGCAGGAUUGAGGGAAUGGAUCUGAAUCUCUAUCUUGGACUUCCUCGCUCUCCACGUCCUCUUGCCCUCGACCUUGGAUCCGACCUUGCCCUUGGCUCGAUCUCCGUUCCAUCAUCCUCUUCCUCAGUUGCUGUCUUUGCUGGAGAUCAGAACUCUACCAUGGAUAUUGGUGCAGCCGGCGCUGCCGCUGACGACUUGCCGGUGCCUUACUCCCCGUCGAACGCCUCCUAUGAUGUCAACCUCCCGUCCGUAGAUCCCUCCAUUGCUGAGCACCCGGUUGCUCCUUACUCGCCGUCUUAUAUCCCCAUUCCGCUGAUGGAUCCUUCGUAUUCCCCUUCCGAGGUUCAACCUUUGCAAUUCUCGCUGGAAGAACCACCCAAUGAGCAGAUGAACCAAGAUGGCGGAGCUUCUGCACCUGGCUUGGUUGAUGAAUCUCUCGUCCCUCUUGCUUCGACUUUGCAAGGCGACAAUGGAGAUGAGCAUUGGAACCAUGAGGAUGGGUCUUCGUCUCGGGGAGACUCACUGCAGUUUCCUGUGCUUCGGUUCCGGAGAUUGAUUGAAUCACACCAUAGGUUGCAGCUCAUGAGUUUCAACUCAUCAACCAAUGUAAGCAGUGGUGAAAGGUCUGAUCUUGGUUGGUCAUUGCCACCUCUUCCUCAACCUCCGAGAAGCAUGGGGAAGGACAAGGUGGUCGGGGAAGGCAUUGCGACGGAGGAUUCUGAUGAGGAUUUGGAGGAGAAGAGCAAGAGUGCUGCUGACUUUGAGUGCAAUAUAUGCUUUGAGAUGGCGAAGGAGCCGGUUGUUACUUCAUGUGGUCAUUUGUUCUGCUGGCCGUGUUUAUAUCAAUGGUUGUAUCUCCAUUCUGAGCAUAAAGAAUGCCCGGUAUGCAAAGGAGAAGUGCUGGAGUCUCACAUUACUCCUAUUUUCGGUAGAGGUAGCUCGGAAGCUAGGGAGGAGAUCAAGUGUGGAGAAGAUGGGAAGCCUGGUUUGAACAUACCUCCAAGGCCGCGGGGGAAUAGGGUUGAGAGCUUUAGGCAACAAAUGAGACCUAUUACUAGAACUAGAAGGCUUGGUGAGGUUUCAUGGAGACGCUUAUUUCAUGAUCGAUUGAUGCAUAAUGCGGAUGGAUUGGGAGAAGCAAGCGUGCAUGAAAUAUUUGGGAUUGGUCAACGUAGGAUUCUAGCGAGGUUGAGAGGGGGAAUGGUGCAUAGAGAAGAGGGGAGUGCUGAAAGAGAAUUGAAUGUUGGGGAAGCUUUAUUGCCUAGAAACAGCACACCUGACCCUCAAAAUAGUCACACUAAUUCACCAUUACGAGAUGGAAUGGGUCUGUGGCAGAGGUUCUCACUUGACCUUGGUAGGGUGGUUGAGAGACUAGCUAGUAGCACAAGCCGUUAUAGAGCAUCUGUAUCCUCUGCAAAUCCCCCAAAUACGGGGCCAGUUGAUGGUUUACCUCAUGUUGCAGUUGCCAUUGCUGCUGAUCAGGCAUCUCCCUCUAGCACCAUUGCAGUGAUACAAGGUGAUGUUGCUGCAAUUGAUGGUGCAGCAGAACCAAACAGCGCGGGAUCUUCUAGUUCCCUUAGAAGAAGGGGAAGGAGCAGCACUUCUGGCUCUUUGGAUGUGGAUGGUGGUUCACUUCAUGUGCGCAAGAGGAGAAGGCUGAAUUAAGAGUUCUGCCAAUUUAUGGUGCUACCCUGAUGUGUUUUCAAGCAAUGCUUCUUAUUAUGAAUCUUGAUGGAUGGUAAAAUGUUGAAGAGUAAGCUCAAGGAAACACAUUUUUAUGUGGUGCUUCAAAAUCCAUGGAAGGCUUGACCUUAGUGCAUCAAUAAGGUUGUUCAAUUGUGAUUUUGUUGUUGUUCUUGUUGUUGUUGUUGUUGUUGUUGGUUUUACUUGUACUGGAUAAAUCCUUGUUAGGCCAAGUUUUCAGCAUUAUAUAUUCUAGUAGUCAAAUGCAGUAUACUCAUGUUAAAUCUUGUAUUCUCAAACUGAUCUUAUCAGUGUUUAUGUCUUUGAUUAUCUUA
Dioscorea cayenensis subsp. rotundata (Guinea yam) is the source of this 2355-nucleotide messenger RNA. RefSeq lists its product as uncharacterized. The coding region runs from base 317 to 2002 and encodes 561 amino acids. Lineage: Eukaryota; Viridiplantae; Streptophyta; Magnoliopsida; Dioscoreales; Dioscoreaceae. The transcript is spliced from 2 exons. Gene Ontology annotation, cellular component: endoplasmic reticulum. Gene Ontology annotation, molecular function: ubiquitin-like protein conjugating enzyme binding; ubiquitin protein ligase activity; metal ion binding. The record is from RefSeq and is a predicted model, not a curated record. Gene Ontology annotation, biological process: ubiquitin-dependent protein catabolic process.